AUGAGAAGGUCAACCAUCCAACCGAUCGCCCCCAGCGGCGCACCUGCAGCUCUCCUGGUAGGUGAUUCGAUUGUGGCGCGCGCCAGAGAUCUGUUUAGUUGCAAGUCGUCCCGACGCCUAAAGAUCGACGCUGUGGGCGGAUGCAAGUUGUCUGGUCUGAAGAGAAUGCUGCUGGAGAAGGCAAUUGAUGUUGCAAGAUUUGGCCGAAUUAUUAUCUGUCUCGGCACCAAAGAUUUACUUGAACGAUCGGCAAUGGCUAUGAUAACCAUUGUCCAAGAGAUUGUUAUCGCAUUACGUGGUGCAAACACAAUGAUUGAUAUUUUAUUUUGUGAAAUUGGGCCGAGACGUUUUCGCGGUAACCAUAAAUUUCCGCCAGAUGAUGAUCAUACGCUCGAGAGGAUUCCGGCAUACAAUAGUUUGCUGGCUAACGUUUGUGGUUGUGGUGUAGUCAAGUUGAGUUACACAUUGUCAGACUCUAUCGAUGGUCUUCAUCCUGGGCCGAUUGGUUUGUCAACGGUUGUGCGCAUUUUGAAAGCUUAA
Molecule: messenger RNA, 540 nt
Organism: Didymodactylos carnosus
Lineage: Eukaryota; Metazoa; Rotifera; Eurotatoria; Philodinida; Philodinidae
Source: the annotation of a GenBank genome assembly